AUGUGCCCGUUCCGUCACCUGACCGGGGAGAAGACGGUGGUCUGCAAACACUGGCUGAGGGGACUCUGCAAGAAGGGCGACCAGUGCGAGUUCCUGCACGAGUACGACAUGGGCCGCAUGCCCGAGUGCUACUUCUACUCCAAGUUUGGGGAAUGCAGCAACAAGGACUGUCCUUUCCUGCAUAUCGACCCGGCAUCCAAAAUCAAAGACUGCCCGUGGUACGACCGAGGAUUCUGCAAGCACGGACCGGCAUGUAAACAUCGACAUACCCGCAGGGUGAUGUGCACCAACUACCUGGUCGGCUUCUGCCCUGAAGGCCUCCGAUGUAAAUAUGUACAAAAAAACUUAAAAAUAAUUAAAAAAAAUUAA
Messenger RNA from Staurois parvus, 369 nucleotides. The record is from the annotation of a GenBank genome assembly. NCBI's taxonomy places the organism in Eukaryota, Metazoa, Chordata, Amphibia, Anura, Ranidae.